Coccidioides immitis RS is the source of this 1800-nucleotide messenger RNA. RefSeq lists its product as uncharacterized. The transcript has 2 exons. Gene Ontology annotation, molecular function: G protein-coupled receptor activity. The record is from RefSeq and is a predicted model, not a curated record. Gene Ontology annotation, biological process: adenylate cyclase-activating G protein-coupled receptor signaling pathway; cell surface receptor signaling pathway. Gene Ontology annotation, cellular component: plasma membrane. The coding region runs from base 1 to 1344 and encodes 447 amino acids. NCBI's taxonomy places the organism in Eukaryota, Fungi, Ascomycota, Eurotiomycetes, Onygenales, Onygenaceae.
AUGAUUUUACGAACCGCUCUCCAUUUCAUCCUUGAGCAGAGGCGUAUUGACGAUGGACAUGCCAUUAUCCAGCGACGAAUGACCCCAAAAAUCAUUGACCCUCUUCCUGUCUCUCACCGUCGGGGACUCAUCGCCGUUGGCGUCACAUCGUUGCUGUCAGCCAUCUCGACAGUAGGGCUAUUCCUCUUCAUCACAUAUCGUCUGGUUUUCUGGCGCAAGCAGCACCCCAACUAUAUCGGCUUCAACCAAUACAUCAUUCUGAUCUAUAACCUUCUCAUCGCUGAUUUUCAAGAAGCCCUCGGAUUCCUUCUUUCUAUAGAAUGGAUUGCCCGGAAUCAUAUCAGCGUCGACUCCCCGACAUGCCCCGCUCAAGGUUGGCUGUUGCAGAUUGGUGACCCAGCAAGUGGGAUAUUUGUCACGGCGAUUGCCGUUCAUACCUUCUUACUUGUUGUUAUGGGAAGGAAGAUGUCCCAUCGGACCUUUAUUUUCUUUGUGGUUGGCCUUUGGGGGUUUUGCCUCCUCCUCGUCUUGACUCCUACGGCAAUGCAUGGGAGGAAAACGUUUGCUCCAAGUGGUGCCUGGUGCUGGAUCGACGAAGAAUUCGAGGCAGCCCGCCUCUGGGGACACUAUCUAUGGAUUUUUGUUGCUGAAUUUGGCUCUAUAGCGAUGUAUUCCAUCCUUUUUUUCUACCUACGACGACAACUUUCCGCUUCUCCACUCAUAAGCGGAGGGCAAAAAGAACACUUACGCCGUCUCCGCCGCGUCACAGGCUACAUGGUUCUCUAUCCGCUCGCAUACAUCGUCCUGUCCCUUCCGCUCGCAGCCGGCCGCAUGGCAAUGGCCCGUGGAGACAAGCUAAGCGUCGUCUACUUCUGCGUCGCGGGGGCCCUGAUCGCCAGCUCCGGGUUUGUUGACGUAGUCAUGUACGCAAUGACUCGUCGAGCGCUCAUUGUGGACUCCCAACCGUCCAAUAUCGACAGAACGUACGCCUCGGCUCGACACCAACAAAACCACAACCACAUCGCGACCGUGACGGCGGAAAAUCGGGCAUCCCGUGCGCUUUCGCGUCGGUCCUACCAGCACCAUAGACGACGGGAUACGGAGCGUACACACCGUCGAGGCUCGGCAGAUAAUAUCAUACAAGAGCAGCCGGACCUGGAGAUGCUGGGUUUCGGAAUGGGAAAAGUAUAUCAGAAGACCACGAUUGAAAUUACAAGUGAGCCAUUAGAUGCCAGGGAAGACGUGAGCACCGGCACGGCCUCAUCGACCGGCCCGUCGUACGAAUUGGUGAAUCCGAUUGAUGGGAUACCUGUGCCAGGAGGCGGUUGGAUGUCUCCAAAAUGAGUUUUGAAACGUUUGAUAUAUUGUUUUUCUUGAUACCUCUUUCGGUGGGGGACUGGGGCUUGCUAUGUUUUCGGAUAAUAUGGCUCUCCUUGUAUAAUGGCGUUUCGUGAAAGGAGGUUUAGGUGCUACGGAUUUCAAUCUUGGUGUUCAUGUGCGUUGGCUGCAAAACGGCUUCUAGAGAUAAAGGGCUUUAUCUCUUUCCUUUCUUACAUUCCUCCCUUUUCCCCCAUCAUCUUCGUUUUUUAUUUUAUUUUAUUUGUUUUAUUUUAUUUUCCAGGGGUUGUCUAAUGGAUGCCCUAGGGCGAAGAGGACCUAAUCCAAUAAUCAGAAUGUUGAAAUAGAUUCUCACCUGUUGGUAGUUUAGAGACGGCUACAUUCCGCGUUUUGUUUGCGAAUCCGGAAUAUUAGUUAGGUCAGAAAUCGUCCCCUAAACACAAAUAAGGUUGAUCUGUAGUA